AGAUUCUAUGGCCACAUAAAUACACGUACAUUAAAGGGACGUGAGAGAAACUGCAUCUGUGUGGAAGCAGGACAGAGGGAAAUAAGAGCAGCUAGGAAGACAGAGAACAACAUGCACAGAUGACCUGAACAACUUUAGGACAACGAACACAAUGAAAAAAAAACGAGCUGAUCAGGAAGACUGACAAAAGGAGUGGAGUGCAAAUAGGUCGUAGUCGUCAGUCUGCGCCAGACCUGACAUCUGAAGUGAAAAAGAAGAAAAUACGAAAUUAGUAGGAUAGGAGUAGCCUACUGGUACCGCUCUUCUGUGCAGGAAAUAUUAGGGGCCUCUGCACUGACAACUGAGUAAAGCCGGUGGUUUCAUUGGUCAAUAAAAAACUACACGCGGGGUUUUCCGCAACAUUUUAACUUCCGUUGUAAACAACAUUCACAACAACAAGCUCGACCAGAAUCCUGCGAGCACAACACAACUUUGGUUGGACUCUGUAGAGCCGCCGAGUACUGAGUUGAGUUGGCGUUGUGAUAGAUCUAGAUCUAGAGAUGUGAACGUGUUCGUUGGUUGCAAAUGCAGUGUUCAUUUCUCUAGGUCUGAGGUUAUUCCCAGGGCCUGGAGCCUGGAACUGGAGUGGAGUGUUAUCAGAACUUGUUUUUCGUCCUAGUAACCUCUAUUAGGCUGUGGACCAUGUGGUGAUUAUAUAAUAAAUAUUAUAUUAAGCUAAGCUGGUUGAAAAUGCCACGGGUUGGGAAAUCGAAAAGAACAUUUGCAUUAGCGAAAGCUAGACAACAAAAACGUUUAAAUCAAAUUCAAAGGAAACUUAAUGGAGGCGGAGGCCCUGGAAUAAACGAAAAAGACAAUGGCAAUGGAUGUUCACCCACCAACGACAUUGCAAAUGCGAUUGGUCCAGCUCAAUCAGAGAUGCCAGCAGCGAAUCAGCAGCAAGAUCAUCAGACUGGAGACCACGGGAAUAAUGGUGUCAUAGAGAGGUCCCAGCGUGCUCCAGGGUCAGAGAACAGCACCGUUACUAACCAUACCCGGAAUCCAAGCUCCAAGAUAACCUCCCCUUCCGACCCGGACGACUUUGUUUUUGAAAAAUUUGACAGGAGCGGGCGCAUCAUCGUAAGAAUUGACUCUGGUCAGAUCAUGACGGUGGUUUUCGAGCAGAGUGUUCACAUCCAAGUCUUGUUUGAUCCGCUGGACACGGCUGUUGACUCAGCUGGUGGUCCCCCCAGGUCCAGCAGACCGCCAGGUUUUUCAUCCCGCGUGAAGCGGGAACUGGCGGAUGAUGGCAAGUCGAGCUGUCUCGUUAUCGAGAAUGCUAUCUCUGGAUUAGAGAGAGACCUAAUAAGUGAGAGUGGCCCGUUGCAUGGACCUGCAGAAGAGGGUGGAGAGUUUCCAAUUUUUGCCGUUUCUCAGGACGAGUGCGGCAAAGAAAAAAGUAACGAGCCUCCCGGGAGGAAAAGAAGACGAUCCAAACUGGAGGAAGAGGAGGAGGAGUGUUACUGCCACUACUGUGACCUGCCUCUGCCGAGCAGGGCCAAGUUCAUGAGCCAUUUGGAAAAGAAACAUCCCAACCGCAGGGAUAGCAAGAAGCUAAUUCGGGAAUAUUCUUCAAAGAAUGAGAAUAUGGGAGACAGCGGUGAGGAUUUGUCGGAGGAUGGUGACACCGAUGACACGGAAGCGUUUGAGUGUGGCCGCUGUCCUGACUCCUUCCGAACUCAGUCUGGAUAUGAUCGGCACCUCAAGUGGCAUCUGAGAGAAGAGUAUGGAGGAGAGAUUCCUGUGGAAGUAUACAGACAGAACUUUCUAGAAAAUAAAAAACCUGUCAGGGGUGAAAUUAACAAGGGACUUCUCGAGUCAGGUGAGGACAGGCGUUCAGCGCAGGAAACCACGCUUGAGAUUCCCAAACUGAAAUUUACUUGUUCUCUCUGUGAGGACAAAUUCCCCAGUGUUUUGACCUUGAGGAGACACUACCUGGAGAAACACGAAGAUGAACUGACGUGCAAGUAUUGCGGAAUUAUUUCUAAUACUCCUGUAGCCUGUCGAAAACAUUCGAAGACUCACGGAACAUUUUGCUUUGUUUGCAAGGAGUUGUUUCCCAGCUUGGGUAUCUUAAACCUUCACUGGCGGGAUAGACAUCUACACGCGGUGGACAGCGAAGGCAACAAAUUGUUGGAGCAGUGUCCGAAGUGCAUUAUCGUAUUUGCCGAUAGAAAGAAACUCGUGAAACAUAUGGAGAUACACAAACGGGUUGAACAGGGGCGCAAAUAUGUCUGUCACAUAUGCGCAAAGGUCAUGCUAUCCAAGCCCGGUUUUGACUCACACAUGCAAGGCCAUAGCACCGACAAGGGUGUCACCGAGCAGAUUCCUUGUGACCAGUGCGGCAAGAUGUUUGCUAACGAACACGCUGUCAACAGUCACCAUGCCAGAGUGCACCGAGCCAAACCCUACGCGUGUAAAAUCUGUGGCAAGGCCUUUUCUCUUUCCUCUCUCUUGAGACGUCACGAGUACCAUCACAUUGCCAGCAGACCCUACCAGUGCUCUGUGUGUAAGAAAUGUUUUUCACAGGGAUAUAAUUUGUCGGUGCACAUGAGGACUCACACGAAAGAGAAACCAUUUAGCUGCCCCCAUUGCUCGCAAAGCUUUAGCCACAAGUGUUCGUUACAGGGUCAUGUUGCCUCAAAGCACAAGUCAGAUACGAUGCUCGGAUAAUUUGUGAGGCAGCGCGGUGAAAUCAGGCACUCGUCAAAAUAAUGGAAUCGAAAAAAAUGACGACA
Aplysia californica (California sea hare) is the source of this 2774-nucleotide messenger RNA. Its product is annotated as oocyte zinc finger protein XlCOF6. Gene Ontology annotation, biological process: regulation of transcription by RNA polymerase II. The record is from RefSeq and is a predicted model, not a curated record. Bases 730 to 2709 code for a protein of 659 amino acids. NCBI's taxonomy places the organism in Eukaryota, Metazoa, Mollusca, Gastropoda, Aplysiida, Aplysiidae. The transcript has 3 exons. Gene Ontology annotation, molecular function: RNA polymerase II cis-regulatory region sequence-specific DNA binding; DNA-binding transcription factor activity.